This is a messenger RNA of Styela clava, 1648 nucleotides long. The record is from RefSeq and is a predicted model, not a curated record. Lineage: Eukaryota; Metazoa; Chordata; Ascidiacea; Stolidobranchia; Styelidae.
GCUACAUUUUCUUGAUCGCGAUAACAAAUCUGAGCCGGACGGGUGGUGCAUUGGAGGAUACAUUGAUCUUUGAGCGCAUUUGUGCUUUAUGAUUCGCUAUAUAGGCCCUAGUUGUUUUUCUUAUAUACACCGUCAAUCCUAAUUGUAAUUUGCAAUUUUUUUGACUUGCACAAUUGAUAGUAGUUUGAUUAAUUCACCACAAACUAAUAUUUUUGCCAAUUAACACACUUCUCAUAUUUUAGAACUUCAAUCCAUUUCUAACAGGAAAAAAAUUCACUGAGCGUUCUUACAAACCCAUAUUCGAAUUCACUCAGAGUCAUUUGUGAGAAAUACGUUACUUCAUUCAGUGAUUACAAGUGGUACAUUCAAACUCAUCCCGGAGAAGAGACACAUAUCUUUAAUCGCUGUGGAAAAAGUUCAGUUGCAUAUUCAUUACGAUUCAUUCUCAUUCCUAUUUUGGAUUCCAAUUUAGAUGCACGUUCAUUGACAAAUGAACAAUGAAGAGAAAUUUUAUGUUUGUGAGCAAUGUGGAAAUUGUUUUUCAAACUAUUCUGAAUUAGAACUGCAUGUUCGAUUUCAUACUAAAGAAAAGCUACAUAUUUGUGAGCACUGUGGAAAACGUUUUUCUCUAAAAUUCAGAUUGAAACAGCAUAUACGAAUCCAUACAGGAGAAAAGCCAUACACUUGUAAACACUGUGAAAAGUGUUUUGCUGUAAAUGGUCAUUUGAAAAGACAUAUUCGAAUCCAUACGGGAGAAAAGCCAUACACUUGUAAACACUGUGGAAUGUGUUUUUCCCAAAAAUCUUUCUUGGAAGGCCAUAUGCGAACGCAUACUGGAGAAAAGCCAUACGCUUGUAAACAAUGCGGAAAGCGUUUUUCUGGAAAUCCUGACUUUAGUGGCCAUAUGCUAACCCAUACUGGAGAAAAGCCAUAUUGUUGUGAACAAUGUGGAAAAGGUUUUUCUCACAAGUCUAACUUGAAAAGACAUGCAAGAACUCAUACUGAAGUAAAGCCAUUUGCUGAAAAGGUCGUUAGUUAGAGACAAUGAGGGAUUGCACACUGAAGAAAAACCGUAUAAAUGAGAAGUGUGUUAAAACAUUUAUGCAAAAUAGACAAUUGAAAUUCAUCUGCAGUAAACUUCAGAGAAUAUAAUAAAAAUAAUUCAUUACAAAGACUUUCCAUGGUCAAGCAACAUGUGUAUGUACUGGGAAUAAGCAGGUUACUUCAACAACUGCUGAACAGGCGUAGCAUAUAAGUUGCAUACUUUUAAAUAUGCUGAUAGAACACAUCGAGUUUUUUUCUUGUAUACUACGGUCUGUUUAUUUACCUUGUGUUUUUGCAUAGUCCUGAGUUUUGUUUAUUUGGAUUUCCUAAUAUCUAUUGUGAUGUUACGAUAGUUCAUGUUUGACUGCUUUGAUAAGUGCCAAAAUAUUGCUUGUAUUUUUACAAUGGAAAUUUUUUUGUGUAUGUUUUCUGCAGCAGCAGUUGGUUACAAUGUUGACUCAAUCUGUUACUGGGUCUGGGACACUGUUUAUUACACAGAUAGAAUUGAAAUUAUAUAUACACUCAAUCAGAACGUGUGUGAUAAAACGUAGAUUGGACAGUUUUGACCAUGAAAAAAUAAAUAAAUUCACAUAUUCAAUUUAGA